AUGAAGGUCAGUUACUUUGUUUUCAUAUUAAUUAGUAUAUUCUCUAUGUCACAGGCAUCUUCUUUAUCAUCAUACAUCGUAACUUUUCCCAAGACAGACGAUGUUGCUACGAACCAAAACAGCAUUAUUGAAGAUGUCAAAAAGUACGUGGUAGACAUGGGUGGGAAGAUCACGCACGAGUAUAGCUUGAUAAAGGGCUUUACUGCGGAUUUACCUGAUAACGAUAAAGUUUUGGGCAACUUAAAGGAUCAUUUGGAGGAUAUCGAGAAUAAGUUCGGGACCAAAUGCAACUUGGAAAAGGAUUCAGAGGUUCACGCUUUAAACCGUGACCAUUUGGUCGCCUAG
Messenger RNA from Saccharomyces mikatae IFO 1815, 345 nucleotides. RefSeq lists its product as uncharacterized. Gene Ontology annotation, biological process: vacuole fusion, non-autophagic. NCBI's taxonomy places the organism in Eukaryota, Fungi, Ascomycota, Saccharomycetes, Saccharomycetales, Saccharomycetaceae. Bases 1 to 345 code for a protein of 114 amino acids. Gene Ontology annotation, molecular function: endopeptidase inhibitor activity. The transcript has a single exon. The record is from RefSeq and is a predicted model, not a curated record.